Messenger RNA from Homalodisca vitripennis (glassy-winged sharpshooter), 5954 nucleotides. Its product is annotated as E3 ubiquitin-protein ligase RNF144A. The coding region runs from base 484 to 1971 and encodes 495 amino acids. Gene Ontology annotation, biological process: positive regulation of proteasomal ubiquitin-dependent protein catabolic process; protein polyubiquitination; ubiquitin-dependent protein catabolic process. Gene Ontology annotation, molecular function: ubiquitin protein ligase activity; zinc ion binding; ubiquitin conjugating enzyme binding. The record is from RefSeq and is a predicted model, not a curated record. NCBI's taxonomy places the organism in Eukaryota, Metazoa, Arthropoda, Insecta, Hemiptera, Cicadellidae. Gene Ontology annotation, cellular component: cytoplasm; ubiquitin ligase complex. The transcript is spliced from 9 exons.
UAAUGGCAGACAGUCACAUCUGUCAGAGUUUGUGUUGAACUUUUAUCAAAAUAAUAGUCAUUUUAGUGGUUAACUUAUUUUCUGUGAUUAAAACAGUUUUGAUGUAUAUAAGUGAUCGUUGUGUAUUUUAUUACUUUUUGUGCCUUUAUCGUACUUAAUUAUCGUUGAACAUUGCUUAUUUUACUUAUUUGACAAACAACUUAAGUGGAUUCUGUCAAGGGAUAAAGUUUUAAUGUUUACUUUUAGCACAAAAUCGGAGAACAAGAGUGCUGUAAGCAAGAAGUGUAAAUUGGGAAGGGACGAAGUAAUUACGACUCGUGUCCCGAUCUCUGCUGACACUGGGGCGUAAUUAGGCGCAGAUCAAUGAAUUGAAGCGCCAUGAUGUCUACAAGAUGCAGAUCUACUAAAUUCCAGAGUUUGCGCUGUCUGGCAGUCCAGGUGUAGACGCAAUGCUGGUGUUGUUGAUCAGUUAGAGUGGAGGGGAUGGCGCGAGCCGAGGCUGGGCCGGGGACAUGCGCCGAGCAGCACGGCGCGGUGGGCCAGCCGCAGCCAGUCGCGCGGGCACAAGCGGUCAGAGCGUGUGUCGCGGUCAAGAGUCGUCGAGCGUCGUGGGAGUCGGACCAGCAACAGGGGAAGGCGCGGGCCCAGAGGAGGGCGGUGGUGGCCCGUUCUUGGUACGGCGGUUACGGGGCGCUCGCCGAGGAGGAGGAGGACAGACUCGAGGAAGACCCGGGCUCCGGGGGAUCUCUGACAGAUGUGGGGGCCGGGCGGUGCGCGAGGAAAAGUGGGAUUGAUCUUGUGAUGCCCAGUCUGAAAAAUUUAGUCUCGAUGGCGACCUUGAGCAGAAGGAGAUCUUCGUCCACGACGGCGCUCAACAGCCCCAGGGAGAUACCCAGGAUGCCUUCUUCCGCGAAGUCGGUGGCAGCUCUGCCUCUUCUCCGCGAACCGUUGAGGAAGUGCGAUACCUCCUUGGCUCUCUCCAACAUGCUCCCUGUGCGCCCCGUGAAUCGGCUGAGGGUCUCCACUUCCAAGAUGUGCUCCAGGUGUUCCAGCAUCCUCUCCAUGGCCAGUUCCUCCAGGUACUCCAUCAACACCACCGGCUUCGUGCAGGUCUCGCAGCCGGACUGUAGGGGGGCGGUACUCUGCAAGUUGUGUCUCAACGAGGUCCCCUCACAUCUCACGUGGACUCUGCAGCAGUGCUCGUGCACGUUCUGCAUAGAGUGCAUGCGGGCGUAUGUAGAGUUUGAGAUCAAUGAGGGAGCGUACGAGAUCUCGUGCCCCGAUGCACUCUGCGAGAAGCAGGGUGUGAUCACCAUGGCGGAGAUCGAGCGACUGGUCACGGAAGAUAACUUGGAGAAGCACAAGAGGUUCAGGCUUAACAGAGAGGUGGAGCUGGACAAGAGUAGGACUUGGUGUCCUCGGGCAGGCUGUGAGACUGUCUGUACCGUUUGUGCCGGUGCCGAGAGGUGUGUGCCACAGCCUGUACACUGUCCCACCUGUGCCACAGACUUCUGCAGCAACUGCCGUGCCAGCUGGCACGCUGGUACACCAUGCCGUCCUCAGGACUUGGCACAACCCAUACCUGGUAUCACUUUCGACUCGGAGCUGAUCAAGUGCUGCCCAAUGUGUGCAGUGCCGAUAGAGAAGGACGAGGGCUGUGCGCAGAUGAUGUGCAAACGGUGCAAACAUGUCUUCUGCUGGUACUGCCUCGCAUCAUUAGACGAUGACUUCCUGUUGCGGCACUAUGACAAAGGUCCAUGUAAAAACAAGCUGGGCCACUCACGUGCCAGUGUCAUCUGGCACCGGACCCAAGUCAUCGGUAUCUUUGCUGGCUUCGGUAUCCUGCUGCUGGUGGCUUCACCGCUGCUGCUGCUGGCUGCACCAUGCAUCGUUUGUUGCAAAUGUCGGGUAUGCAGCGGAGGUGGAAAGUUGGAGCCGGAGGAGGACCUACCAGAAGAGGGUGCCACAUGAGGGUUGCUAGAGUAGAGAAGAUCUCAUCAGAAUUUCACUCCACAGAGAGACAGUCAGUUCACAGCUUUCGACCUCAACCUUGCUUACCAUCGGAUUGCAAUUGUGGAUUUCAAAGGGAUAAGCUGUGAAAUGGAUAAGAAAAUUGAAUUGUCAACAUUUUUACAAUAGCUUAUUUUCCCUUUAACUCAUUUCCCUUUUCCUCGUGUACCAACAACUGUUGAUGUGAUAACUUUUUGCUUCCUCUAAUCUGCUUUGUCUUCCAACCGGACUUUUGCUUUCUAUUCUUUCCAUAUUUUAUUAGUUACUUACUGCCAAUGUUUACGUUUGAGGUUAGUUGUGAAUAUCAAAAGUAUUUGAUUUUUGUAAUGCAAGCAAAGGCAACGUUCUCUGUUUUCUUUAGAACUUCCAUUCCCUAUCUAUGUGUUUAUUGAUGACCACUUCUCGAACUGCCUGAUUCGUGUCAAACCUUUCACACCUGUGAGACUAGUGUUGACGAGUGCAAUCGCAUGUUGCAGCAUCGCACUUGUGCGAGUAACGCCACCAGUGUGGAUCCUUGCUAUAAGCAUUGUAUAGAUAUAAACUUUUGUACCUUAGCGCAGAAUAUCUCUUAAAAUAAUGUCUUUUCAGUUAAGUUUAUCUGUACAUAAUGAAUAUUUUAUUGUAUAGAGAGUCAAGUAAUCUUAGUGAUUAAUUUUAACAAGCAGGAUUAUUUUGGCCAAUUUCGAGAUUUUGAAAUGAAAUGAUGUAAAGGUUAAAAUGCUAUAACUACUUUAGAAAAUGAUGUGGUGACCAAAGUGGCAGUACCACAAUUUGCCAACCAAAAUAUAUCUCUCAUAUUAAAUACUGUCUUUAUUUAAUACUUACAUUACUAUUGACGAAGGUAUAAGUGCAGUUUUGGUUAGGAUUUUCGAUAUAUUUGUAUAAAUGUAAAGUAUUGGGAUAUUUAUCUUAAUAAUCCAAAGUUAUUGUUUAAGGUAUACUGUAGGCUCAUAAAUUUUAAUUCGUUGAAUUUUAUCAGAUUAAUGAAUAUGUUACAUAAUUAGUGUCUUUGACAGCAUGAACAAAUUGAAACCAAUUUUUAAAGUUAUUUCCGAGCUGUCCGGCUUUAGGUUUUCUGAAAAAUAAUAAGGUGUAACAUAGUUAAUUUUUUAGAAUUAAGUUAAGAAUUAUAAUUUGGUUCCAAAUGCACUCUACCUGAAUGUCUUGUUUUGCAAACACUAUAAGGAUUAAAUUAGUGAAAUACCACAAAGCGCACAGAAUUUACCAUUUAGACGAAGGAGAAAAUGGCCAUUUUUCACUUGUUGCAGCUAUUUUUAAAUAUCGCCAUUACUUUAUUAAACUAUAUCAAAAUAUUAAUGAUAUCUUUUUACAUUACAAAUAAAUCAGAAUCUGUUCACACAAUUUUAUUAGGUACAUGUUGUAUAUAAUGGUAGAUGUGUGGAAAAUUAGGUUUAAUUUAAAGAGUCUGAAAAGGUUUUGUAGAAUAACUCACAUCAACAUUGUAGCUAAAAGGCCAAAAUAGUCCUGUGUUGAACAACGUAUGCUGUAAAUAAUGUUAAGUGCAAUUUUAGAAGUUAACAAGAGUUAACGAGGCUGUGAGUGGGACAGAGACUUAACACACUACAUAUUCGGGUGUUGUAGUACUUAAUGUAGCGUACAACUGCUAGAGUAGCGAACAUUUCAUCCUCCUAGCAGGGGAUCAGUCUGCUGAGGUGAUGUUCAGACAUAAUAUUUUGUUCGUAUAGUUUGCUUGUUUUCAAAUUACAAUAACAAUUUAUUAUUGUUCCUGAUUAUUACUGAUUUUGAAGCAGAUAAUGAAUAUUAACGAUUGACUGUGGUAAAAUAAGAAGAUUAUUUAAAGAAGUGUAGAACUUUUAAGUGUUUUUUUUACUUUAUGGUAAUAGAUAGUAUUUUGUUUUAACUUCAAAUAAAAUCAAAACCGUUUUGUACCAACACUUCCUUUCCUUAAAGUGUAUUCAGUUGAUGAAAUAGAUUAACUUCAGAUAUUACGUAGUACAUAAUGAAUUGUAUCCGAAAGUAGUUUGAAUUUAACAAAAUUGAACGUUGUUUAGGAGUCCCCUGACUCCAGAAUUUUUGUCUAUGAUCCCCGUAAGGCUCAUAUUUAAGCACCACUUCUCAUUGUGACGUAUAAUAAAUAUUACAGCUGUUUUAGAUUUAUUCCACGCAAUUUACCUUUUUUAAACUCUACUCUUACUAUGUACUAAGCUACAAAUAAAUAGUUUUUAACGAAAGUAAUAUUUUUAAAAGCUUAGUAAUUUUAUUGAAAAAAUUGGUUCCAAACACAACAGCAACAUUGGUAUCAACCAGAUUUUUUUAUUAUAAAUGUUGAAUUUACAACAAAGUUACUGUUUUGUUUACACAUUGUGACUUAAAAUUCCAAGUAUGUAAGGACUCCAUACAUAUAAUGAUUGAUUUGUAAACCUUUCAACAAUUUUUAUUGGCUGAUCCAUUUGAAUUCACUAAAAAUAAUCCAAUUUGUCAUGAGUUUGAGACCAGUUGAUAUGUGAAACAAAUCAAUAUAGCGCUGCAUUUGAAUCUUUAUUAGCAUACUUUUACAAAAUCAAACCUAAAAGUAAAACCAUGGAUUGAUAAAACCAUUAAUUAUCAAAGUUUAUAUAAAAAUACUUAGAAACAAUUUCUACACACUUUUUAAAUUGCAGAAUUUAUAUGGAAUAUUAGCCUAUAUAUUUUAUUUAACAAUAAACUUUAUAUGCUAAUCUUUUAGAUUAAUUUCAACUCGUGCAGCAAUUUUAGGUUUAUACAAAUGCUUUGCUUUAAUCAUUGUGUACGCCACACUUAACAAUGUCAUAUUAUUUCAUUAGAUAAGCAACUUUUUGAACAAGAAAUACAGAACUAGUCAAGAAUUUAAGCGUGAGUGGUAAGUUUUCAAUUUCUACACAUCUGUUUCAAAAUACAAAUCUGAUAACGGACUGCUAUGUUUAUGGAGCCCUUAAUAGUAAAUACGUAAGCCUGAAAUUUAAUUUUACUAUUUUAAUUACAUGACAAUGGUAUUUGUAUUUCUUGUUAUACCAAUUUAUUUUCUUCCAACGUUCUACUAUAACUUUGAAAAUUAACCUCAUUUAAAAUGGUCAGAACCUCGUGCAGGGUUGGUUGUACAGUACUUUUGGUUAUUGUACGUUUAACAAAUUUAGUUUAUGUGCUAUUUAUGUAAGCCGUAAGACAAAAGAUGUAUUUUUGUAUAACGAAAAGGUAUGGAAUUAUUAAUGUCACUUAAUGUUAAUUGUCUGUUAUAAUCGGAGAAAUAAGGCUUUUAUAUUUACUUAAACUUUACUGUUUGAAUUGUUCAAGUUGCAAACAAUGACUGUUACUCUAGGCAUUAGUUAAGUUUGUUGUUUGUUUGCAGUUGUGGUUGUUGUUUUAUACAAUAUAUUAUUAUUGUUAUUUGGAAACUCUUGUUGUGUUCUUAUGAGUUUGAAUGGUUGGUUGGUGACAUCAGUUAAGUUUUUGCUACCUCUUCCUUUACAUCAUGAUAAUGAAUAUUGUUAAAUAACAUUGAAUUGGGCUUGAUUGGUAACUUAGUUAUGUGUAUAACGGUUUAUUGUUUGGAAAUUGUCACAUAAAUUAAAUACAUGGAAAAGAUUGGUAUAUUUUAACAUCAACUGUGAUUUAUUUUUAAUUUAACAAAUUAGUUUUUUAACUUCAUUUUGACCAAUUUCUAUGUUUUGAUCACAGAACAUUCAACAUUUUUGUUACAUCAACGUUUAAGAGCACUUUAAACACAAACUGAAACUACCUAUUAAAAGUAUAGAUUUUUAUGAAAAUUGAUGUUGUUUCAAAUAUUUAUAAAUUUUUUUGUAUCCUCCUUUUUUUAAACUGUUAGUGUUUAUUUAUGAUACUAUGUCAUAUAGUAUAUUGUUGAUAUUUUAACAGCUGUACAUGGUACAUCAGUUUUAAGCAAACUUAUUUAAUUUAGUUUUAAAUAAACAAUGCAUUUACAUAAA